AAUAGCGUGAAGUCUAAACGUAGAAACAUGUUACUAGUAACAAUAAGUUUGUUGGCCAUAUUUUCGGGAGCUUUGGGAGAAGCAGAAGACAGCGAUGAGAGUGAAGAUCUAGGCUUCGGUUUACCAGAUGAAACAACACUCACAUCGACCACAUCGAUCCCAUCGAUCACAACUGCCACAAUUCCUAAAACAGAAAUACAACGGAAAUGCGGCCUUUAUAACAACAAUACCUGUGUUAAGCGAUCUGAUUGCUCAACCACAAUGACCAGUGGUUCAAAACUCACCGUAGAUCUGAAGGUACGGUCGAAGAAUGGCUGUCAUUACCUUGAGGUUUGCUGUCAUCCCGAUGACAUGCUGACUCCAAUCAACGCGUGGAUUCCUUUAGGGUACGUGCAAUGCGGCAUUGGCAAUGUUGGUGGCAUGUUUAUGAACCUAAAAGGUGGUCGUCUGGAGACGAACCUCGCCGAAUACCCGUAUAUGGUGGCCAUUCUGGACACAAGUCACAGAUUUUUAUGCAAUGCUGUUUUGAUUGGCUACAAAGUGGUUCUCACAACAGCCACUUGCUUAGCUCCCGAGCAACCACUUGUCGUAAGGGCUGGGGAUUGGGAUCUGGCAAGUGAUCGCGAGUUCGUGCCACACGUGGACCUCAAUGUCGAACAUCAAAUUGUUCAUCAGCUAUUCAAUUGGGAAUCGACAAAACACAACAUUGCCCUACUGCUCCUUACAGAGGAGUUUCCUCGGGUCCAGCAUAUAAUACCCAUAUGCCUGGAACGCAGCGGCGUGGAUCUAGAUUACGACAGCUGCUUCGUCACCGGCUGGAAUUAUAGACUGACUAACAAGUUACAGCCGACUCGGAACAUUGUCCUAAGGCUCGAUGUGGACUUCGAGCAAACCAACUUCCCGAACACCUCCACCUCCACCGAUCCAGUUUUGGUUGCCGUUCCCCGACCUGAUCAGCCCACGUAUGCCAAAGGGGCUCCUCUAGUUUGUCCCACCGAGAGCAGCAGGUACUAUGUGGUUGGCGCCUGGAGCACCAGCCUCAAUGGAUCUAUACAGUUCACCGAUGUAAGGAAGUUCAAGGAAUGGAUUUAUCGGGAGGUACUUGCGUACAAUAUUGCACUUUAA
Messenger RNA from Drosophila erecta, 1125 nucleotides. RefSeq names its product phenoloxidase-activating factor 2. The coding region runs from base 28 to 1125 and encodes 365 amino acids. The transcript has 2 exons. Gene Ontology annotation, molecular function: serine-type endopeptidase activity. The record is from RefSeq and is a predicted model, not a curated record. NCBI's taxonomy places the organism in Eukaryota, Metazoa, Arthropoda, Insecta, Diptera, Drosophilidae. Gene Ontology annotation, biological process: proteolysis.